GGGGUUCGUUGGGAUUUGACCUACUUUCCACCAUAUGUCUAUGCUUUCUACAGAAACCUAGCUGCGGCGUUAAGACGUGGAAAAGGUACGCUAAUUUUACGCGUAUUGCGUUUUUAGCAGUAGUGAGAUGAAAAAAAUCAUUGUUAUUUGACAUGUUACAAUUUAAAUAUUGAGUGGAGUAGUGCUUUGCGGGUCACGUGACUAUGGGCCAUCAAAACAAACAACGUUACUGCAGAAUACUGUAUUAUUACUUCGCUGCUCUUGUUGUGUUUGCAGCUCAGGGCGUUUCGCUUCUGUUAUUGAUUGGAAAGUGCAUUAGUAACGUUAGUGGAUUUAAUCUCCCUCAUCUAGAGCUCUGCUUUCACUCGAAUGGAACAUGUCCAUGACACCAGUUGCGUGUUAUUUUGGGCUGCUGGAAGGGCAGGAGGAGGACAUUAAACCUCAGGCAGCAGUGGUUCGGCGGAACCUGUUUGGCCCAGUGGACCACCAGCAGUUACAACAGGACUUCCAGAGGCUAUUCUGCAUGAACGUGGAGAUCGCCAAACAGCGCUGGAACUUUGACUUUCAGAUGGACCAACCAGCCCCCGGUUGCAUUGAGUGGGAGGAGCUGCGGUGCCAGGAUGUGCCAGUGUUCUACCAUAGCUGUGUGUUAAGGCCCGGUAUGGCAAAGCAAACGGUGGAAGCUUGUCCAGCUAUGGCCACAGAGAAAUAUCUGGAGCUGCGGACCAGAGGAACUCUGAGGGGAACCAAGCCAGAGAAGAGAAUGGCUGCAUUGCUAGGGGUCAAACGCAGACAAGCAAGCAUCACAGACUUUUUCGGAGUGACAAAAAGAAGAUUUCCUGAUCACAAAGCUUCAUCAGGACAGUAAACAGACAAUGGACCUUUUUUGUAUAAAUGUGCAUACACUAUCUGCACAUGUAGCUAUUCUAACUGAACAGCAAAGGCUUAAUAGGAUGUAUAUACUGUACAUACACACACACAGAUACAUAUUAUAUACACAAAUGUGUAUGUAUAUUUUUUUACUAAACGCAGUACCUAUUAAAGGAACCUAUUUUAUUGUUACAACAUGGAAUCAUGAGAUUUAAGUGCAUGUGAAAAAAAGUCAAAUAUUCCGAUUUCAUAGUGCAUUUGAAUAAUUCAAAGCAGUUAAUUCCAGUAAUUGAAUGAGAAUUCACUCUUGCAAAAUCAACUAAUACAUUUUAAAAU
Molecule: messenger RNA, 1206 nt
Organism: Sinocyclocheilus anshuiensis
Lineage: Eukaryota; Metazoa; Chordata; Actinopteri; Cypriniformes; Cyprinidae
Product: cyclin-dependent kinase inhibitor 1-like
Exons: 3
Coding region: 377-868 (163 amino acids)
Biological process (GO): signal transduction by p53 class mediator; regulation of mitotic cell cycle
Cellular component (GO): nucleus
Molecular function (GO): cyclin-dependent protein serine/threonine kinase inhibitor activity
Source: RefSeq, a predicted model, not a curated record